ACCAAACAAAACAAUUCAUCUGUGGUUCCCACAAGAUUUCUUAUGGGUGCUUUUUCUUUGUUUGCUUUUUUUUGUAAGUUUAUGGAUAUGUAGUGUGUAGAGAUACAGGGAUGUUUUGCUUUAAGCAUGGAUUACAAGCACCCAUAAUUAAAAUACUUUAAAAGUUUAGAAAAACUUCUCUAACCAGUUACUACAUAAAGACGUGUGAGUGUGCAGUUUGUGCUAUACAGUAAAACAUCCAAUAUCAUCAAGUUAUGUUUACCGCAGACCUUAUUUUACUCAUGAAUCACAAAGCCCAUUAUAAAAACCUUUAGUUACAUCUCAUGGGAACCAGCAGCAAAUUCGUUUUCCCAGGAUUUGACAUCACAGCUGCAGCACUCUAUAUAUAGCACCACUACAAUCCUGCAAUCCACAUAAGUCUGAAGUCACACAUUACUGUACCUUUUCUGCAACAAACAAUGAUGAUAUGAACAAACAGUGCUCAUAAAUGACUGCUAAUGAAGCCUGCGGGAGCGUGAUUCUCUACGCUGGUUCCAGUGGCAGUUCCAGUCCAAGUCCAGGAAGCCCUUCAAGUGGUUAUCAAACCCAGUCUCCAUCCUCUCACUCCCAGCCUUCUUCCCCAGAGGAGGUGACCUUCACCGAGAUCGGGGCCUUCAAGCAGCAGGGAAAUGCUGGAUCACCAAAUUCUCCAAAACUGGUCUUUCAGUUCCCUGAAAUCUACAACAACUCCACAGCAGGUCCAAACCCGCACAGCUACUCCCACCCUAUCGCCGGUAAAAGGCCUUGUGGAUUCACUGGCACAUUUACCAAGACGGGAGGCAUGGUGCUCCUUUGUAAAGUAUGUGGAGAUAUUGCAUCAGGGUUCCACUAUGGUGUCCAUGCAUGUGAAGGCUGCAAGGGCUUUUUCCGCCGCAGCAUUCAGCAGAACAUCAACUACAAGAUGUGCGUGAAGAACGAGAACUGCCUGAUAAUGCGCAUGAACCGCAACCGCUGCCAACACUGCCGCUUCAAAAAAUGCCUGUCCGUUGGCAUGUCCCGUGACGCUGUGCGUUUCGGCCGCAUCCCUAAACGUGAGAAGCAGCGUCUUCUGGAUGAGAUGCAGAGCUACAUGAACAGCCUCAACGAAUCCUCCAUGGGCAUGGAAACCUCCCCACAACAUGAACCACCACCCAGCCCGAUUGAGAACCAAUCCAAAGAGGCCAUCGGUGCCUUAUCCCGAGCCUACCAGGACAUCUUCACCAACACACAGGACCACUUGAACAAGCGUGCAGGGAACAACAACAUCAGCAGAUCGAGCAGCUAUCAAAACAGCCCUUCUCAGGACAGCAACUAUCCUCAUGCCAACCCUCUUGCUGGGUAUCACACGACCACUCACGAAAGCUUCUCAGGCCCGGUUCGCUGUCCAGUUUCCACCAGUGAGAGCAAAUGCCCGGUGUCGUUAGUGGACAACAAUCGGUACAGCUAUGCUCCUUCAUUCAGCCAAAAUCACUCCCAGUCCAGUGUUAACCAGCCCUCACAACCCACUCAGGCCCAUUACAGCAGCUACACAGCCAGCCAAUCCCAAAGCCCAGCCUCGUGUCCGUUCAAGCUGGCUGCUGGCUCCAAAGUGCUGGCCUGUCCACUGAACGCCUGCCCUGUGUCAGCUCCUGGUGUUUCCAGUCAGCAGGUGUGGGAGUCUUUCUCACAGUGCUUCACACCGGCUGUACGUGAAGUGGUGGAGUUUGCGAAGGGCAUUCCAGGCUUCCAAGAGCUCUGCCAACACGAUCAAGUCAUGUUGCUCAAAGCGGGCACUUUCCAGGUGCUUAUGGUGAGGUUUUGCUCACUGUUCAACCACAAGGAAAGAUCUGUGACUUUCCUCAAUGGGCAGACGUACCCGCUGGGCACCCUCAGGGGUCUGGGCAUGGGCUCACUGCUGGACGCCAUGUUUGAGUUCAGUUCCAAGCUGAGCUCUCUGGGCCUGGAGUCAGAUGAGAUGGCUCUCUUUAUGGCUGUGGUGCUGGUUUCUGCAGAUUGCUCUGGCAUUUCGGAUAUGUUGGCGGUUGAACAGCUCCAGGAAGGACUCAUCCGAGCUCUGCGCACUUUAAUCAACCGUCGACACCCCGACGACAACUCGCUCUUUUCUAAACUUCUCCUGCGCCUCCCAGACCUGCGCACCCUCAACAACCUCCACUCCGACAAGCUGCUGGCCUUCCGCAUUGACCCAUAAACUAUCAGUCCCAACAGCCAGAAACCACCCAAAGGCCACAACAAGCCAUUCAGAGAAAACCCUUCCCAGAAAGACUGCUCGUUUACAGGGAGAUGUUGAGCAGGUUCCCUUAGGAACCAGACAUUACGAUGCGUGUUAAUGAGGAACACAAUGAACAGAUGCUCUCAGCACGCUCUAAACGAGACAUUUAAGCUUUCAUGGAUCAUUUUCACACAUGCAUUGCUCUUAUGUUUGCCUCGAGAUUAUAUUUAUCUGAGGAUAAGUUUUGCCAGUCAUAUCAUCAUAAAUAAGCUUACUGCAACUUUUAAAGACCAAAAAAAAAA
This is a messenger RNA of Danio rerio (zebrafish), 2529 nucleotides long. Lineage: Eukaryota; Metazoa; Chordata; Actinopteri; Cypriniformes; Danionidae. The record is from RefSeq and is a predicted model, not a curated record.